Messenger RNA from Pangasianodon hypophthalmus (striped catfish), 2051 nucleotides. RefSeq names its product cathepsin S. Lineage: Eukaryota; Metazoa; Chordata; Actinopteri; Siluriformes; Pangasiidae. Gene Ontology annotation, biological process: immune response. The record is from RefSeq and is a predicted model, not a curated record. Gene Ontology annotation, cellular component: lysosome. The transcript has 9 exons. Gene Ontology annotation, molecular function: cysteine-type endopeptidase activity. Bases 855 to 1826 code for a protein of 323 amino acids.
UAAGUCUCAACAGAAAGUCCAAAAAGCCAUUAGGCUAAGACCCAUCAGAGAGAUACCACAGAUAUUAUGUGUAGAAUAAAUUGGCACAUUCCUAAAAUGAAAGAACACACUGGUCAGCUCAAGAACUCCAAAAGGCACCGGAAAACCACAGAACACUGUGGUGGAUGACAGAAUAAUUUUUCCCUGGUGGAGAAUAACCUCUUCACAACAGCAGGCCAGAUAAAGAACAUCCUCCAGGAGGUUGGCGUAUGAGAAAUCUUCACCACAGUAAAUACAAAGGGUUUACCACAAUCUAUGAACCACUGGUAAGCAUGACAUCCCCUGCGUCUCUCUUUUGUUAUUUUUUUUUGCAAGCAUUUGUGUUCCAGCACUAUUUCGCUUGUUAAAUAAAUUUGUUAUAUUUUGAUUAAAUCCCUGCUUCCCUCUUUUUUGUCAUAAUCCUUGAGCCGAGUUGUGACAAAUGGGGGCUCGUCCGUUUGUUUUUGGUUCGUUUAUGUGCUGCGUAUUAAGUCGUGCGUUUGCGAGACAAUGUUGGUGAAUGAAGUGUCGCUGGAGUGACGUCACACGCCGGUGGAUUUUGGACCGGGUGGUGUACAUGUAGGUUGUUAAGGAAGUUUGCGCGGUGAUUGAUUGCGUGAACGUGAUUUUUGACCGAUGGGUGUGAAAAUCUAGGGAAAAAACCACGUGACGUUCAAUAUCAGACUACAAUCUGAUACUCAGAGACUGGAUUUACCUGACACACCUGUGUGAUUUCACCAUCUACCAGUCAGCAGAGUACACACACACACACACACACACACACACACACACCGAGUGGACAGAAAACUGAAGAUCAGUUUCUGUUAACAGGUACAAUGAUGCGUGUCUUGGUUCUGGCUCUGCUGCUCUCUCAGGUUUGCUGUGAUAUGAAUCUAGACAGCUACUGGAAAUCCUGGAAAACUGAAUUCAGUAAAAACUACAGCAGUGUGAGUGAGGAAGCAUACAGGAGAGCAGUUUGGGAGCAGAAUGUUUUUAAAGUGAUGAAGCACAAUGAAGAAGCUGCAGCAGGACAACACACCUUUACCAUUGGGAUCAAUCACCUUUCAGACAUGACAACAGAAGAAGUCAGUGCUAAACUGAAUGGUCUGAGGGUGGAGAAUUUUUCUCCUCAGGAUGCUAAUGAGAAUUUCACCUUUCUGAGUGAUUUCUCCCUCCCUCCCAGUGUGAACUGGACUGAUGAUGGAUUUGUCAGCCCUGUGCAGAACCAGGGUGAUUGCAAUGCAUGCUGGGCGUUCAGUGCUGUUGGAGCUUUAGAAGCUCAAAUGAUGAAAAAGAAGAGUCCGCUUGUUCCUCUGAGUGUUCAGAACCUGAUAGACUGCAGUAGUACGGAGGGAAACCAUGGCUGCCUUGGAGGACUCAUGACUAAUGCCUUUAAUUACAUUAUAAACCACAAUGGAAUCAGCACUGAUGCUGACUACCCUUAUGAAGAAAAGGUCGGGUUGUGCCGUAGGCAUCCUAAACCUGGACGCUGUUCUGGUUUCCGGGUUCUUAAAAGUGAGUUUGAGCUGCAGAAGGUAGUGGCUAACACUGGACCGGUGGCAGUGGGAAUUAAUGCGGAUGAGGACACAUUUCACCAUUACAGUAAAGGUAUUUAUAAUUUCACUUGCCAUAAUAACACAUUGAAUCAUGCUGUUCUGGUGGUCGGAUAUGGAAAAGAAGAAGGGCAGCAGUACUGGCUCGUCAAAAACAGUUGGGGUGCUGAUUGGGGAGAGGGGGGCUACAUACGAAUGCUGCGAAACAAGAAUCAGUGUGGAAUCGGCAGCUAUAGUGUUGUCCCCAUUGUCUGAACUCAUUUCUCACAUAUCACAUUUAAUUUUUUUUAAACUUUUCUUGUUAUUAUAGACUAAUUCAAAAUUGUUUUUUUGAUUUGUAUGUUAGCUUCUGGUGGUGGUGAUGGAAAAAGUAUUUCUGUUUUUGGAAUGAAUGAAAUCCAGAGUUGCUUAUAUUGUAUUGUAUACGUUUAUGUAAUCCAUUCCCCAAAUUAUUGAAAAUAAAAUUUUUUUUUAAUUUUA